CUGCUUUUCUGUCACUGCUGUGAGAUCACCAGUCCCGGGUACCGGCUCCAGGAGCCUAUGCUGCAACGGACAAGUGAAGGGGUCCCCCCCAAGAGCGCAGGGCUGCUGAGGGGUGCUUACCCUGCCUGAGACACUUCCUUUACCGGGGUUGGGACUGAGCAGGUUCAGAGUGCAGCAGCCAGCCGCCACCACGCUCUUCCAGCUUCCUGAGUGAUGCCAGCUCAGCGCGCCCGGACGUCUGUUCUCACUCUCCUGGUGUUGCUCGGCACAGCCAGAGCGGGCCCUUUCUCUCCUCGUUCCAAUGCCACCCUCCCCGCCCCACGGCCCCCUCCCCAGCCAGGGGGCCCCUCUUCUCAGCUGUACGAGCACACCGUGGAAGGCGGGGAGAAGCAGGUGGUGUUCACGCACCGCAUUAACCUGCCCCCUUCAGCUGGCUGUGGCUGCCCCCCGGGCACGGAACCCCCGGUGCCUGCUUCAGAGGUGCAGGCCCUGAAGGUCCGUCUGGAGAUCCUGGAGGAGUUGGUGAAACGGCUCAAGGAGCACUGCUCAGGAGGGUGCUGUCCCACGGCCGCCCAGGCUGGCACGGGCCAGACCGAUGUGCGCAGCCUCUGCAGCCUCCAUGGUGUCUUUGACCUGAGCCGCUGCGCCUGUUCCUGCGAGCCUGGCUGGGGUGGACCCACCUGCUCGGACCCCACGGACACCAAGCCGUCCACCUCGUCCCCACCCUCAGCCUCCAGGACCUGUCCCGAUGACUGCAACGACCAGGGUCGCUGCGUCCGAGGACGCUGCGUGUGCUUCCCCGGCUACAGCGGGCCCAGUUGCGGCUGGCCCUCUUGCCCCGGAGAUUGUCAGGGGCGCGGGCGCUGCGUGCAGGGUGUGUGCGUGUGUCGCGCUGGCUUCUCGGGCCCCGACUGCAGCCAGCGCUCCUGCCCUCGCAACUGCAAUCAGAGAGGACGCUGCGAGGAAGGGCGCUGCGUGUGCGACCCCGGCUACUCCGGUGAGGACUGUGGGGUGCGGAGCUGCCCCCGGGGCUGCAGCCAGAAGGGCCGAUGCGAGAAUGGACGCUGCGUGUGCAACCCCGGCUACUCGGGCGAGGACUGUGGGGUGCGGAGCUGUCCCCGGGGCUGCAGCCAGAGAGGCCGCUGUGAGGACGGCCGCUGCGUGUGCGACCCUGGCUACAGCGGUGAGGACUGCGACGUGCGGAGCUGCCCGCGGGACUGUGGCGAGGGAGGGCGCUGCGUGGACGGCCGCUGCGUGUGCUGGCCCGGGUACUCGGGCGAAGACUGCAGCACGAGGACCUGCCCGCGUGACUGCCGUGGCCGUGGCCGCUGCGAGGACGGGGAAUGCAUCUGUGACGCCGGCUACAGCGGCGACGACUGCGGCGUGCGCAGCUGCCCGGGGGACUGCAGCCAGAGAGGCCACUGCGAGGACGGCCGCUGCGUGUGCUGGCCCGGGUACACAGGGGCGGACUGCAGCGCGCGCGCCUGCCCACGGGACUGCAGGGGCCGUGGGCGCUGCGAGGACGGCGUGUGCGUGUGCCAGGCGGGCUACAGCGGCGAGGACUGCGGCGUGCGCAACUGUCCCGGGGACUGUCGCGGCCGGGGAAGCUGCGAGAACGGCCGCUGCGUGUGCUGGCCCGGGUACACAGGCCGGGACUGCGGCACGCGCGCCUGCCCUGGCGACUGCCGCGGGCGCGGGCGCUGCGUGGACGGCCGCUGCGUGUGCAACGUGGGCUUCACCGGCGAGGACUGCGGGAGCCGUCGGUGCCCCGGGGACUGCCGCGGGCACGGCCACUGCGAUGACGGCGUGUGCGUGUGUGCCGCGGGCUACUCAGGGGAGGACUGCAGCACCCGCAGCUGUCCCAGCGGCUGCAGGGGCCGCGGCCGGUGCCUGGACGGGCUCUGUGAGUGCGAUGAUGGCUACACGGGCGAGGACUGCGGCGUGAGGCGGUGCCCGCGCGACUGCAGCCAGCACGGCGUGUGCCACGAUGGCUCGUGCGUGUGCCACGCGGGCUACGCGGGCGAAGACUGCAGUCUCCGCACCUGCCCGACUGACUGCAACCGGCGCGGCCGCUGUGAGGACGGGCGCUGUGUGUGCGACCCAGGCUACACCGGCCUCGCCUGUGCCACUCGCACGUGCCCAGCUGAUUGCCGUGGCCGCGGGCGCUGCGUGCAGGGAGUGUGCCUAUGCUACGCCGGCUACAGCGGUGAGGACUGCGGGCAGGAGGAGCCUCCUGCCAGCGCCUGCCCUGGGGGCUGCGGGCCCCGGGAACUGUGCCGUGCAGGCCAAUGUGUGUGUGUCGAGGGCUUCCGAGGCCCAGACUGUGCCAUCCAGACAUGCCCAGGUGACUGUCGCGGCAGGGGGGAGUGUCUCCAGGGCAGAUGCAUCUGCCAAGACGGCUAUGCUGGGGACGACUGCGGGGAAGAGGUACCAGCCAUCCAGAACGUGAGGAUGCAUCUGCUGGAGGAGACGACUGUUCGGACAGAGUGGACCCGGGCCCCUGGUCCUGUGGAUGCCUACGAAAUCCAGUUCAUCCCCACGACUGAGGGGGCGAGCCCACCAUUCACAGCUCGGGUGCCCAGCUCUGCCUCAGCCUAUGACCAGAGAGGACUGGCCCCUGGUCAGGACUACCAGGUCACUGUCCGUGCUCUACGAGGGACCAGCUGGGGUCCUCCAGCCUCCAAGACCAUCACUACCAUGAUCGACGGCCCUCAGGACCUCCGAGUGGUGGCUGUGACCCCGACCACACUGGACCUCAGCUGGCUGCGCCCCCAGGCUGAGGUGGACCGAUUCGUGGUGUCCUACGUCAGUGCCGGCAACCAAAGGGUGCGGCUGGAAGUGCCCCCCGAGGCGGACAGGACUCAGCUAACCGACCUGAUGCCGGGCGUGGAGUACGUGGUGACUGUCACUGCAGAACGAGGCCGUGCAGUCAGCUACCCGGCUUCCGUCAGGGCGAACACAGACAGGGCUGAGGAGCAGCCUGGGAAGCCAUCGGUCCCGCCACGCCUGGGUGAGCUGUCAGUGUCCAGCCUGACCUCUGACUCCCUGCUGCUGCACUGGACUGUCCUGGAGGGGGAGUUUGACUCCUUCGUCAUCCAGUAUAAGGACAAAGACGGGCCCCAGGUGAUACCCGUGGAGGGACCGCAGCGCUCAGCCCCUGUUACGUCCUUGGAACCGGGGCGCAAGUACAGAUUUAUCCUGUACGGGCUCAUCGGCAAGAAGAGGCAUGGCCCCUUGGUGGCCGAAGCCAAGAUCUUGCUUCAGAGCGACCCCAGCCCAGGAUCCCCACCCCGCCUGGGAGAGCUGUGGGUAACCGACCCUACCCCGGACUCACUGCACCUCUCUUGGACGGUCCCUGAGGGCCAGUUUGACUCCUUCAUGGUCCAGUACAGAGACAGGGAAGGACGGCCCCUCGUGGUACCAGUGGAGGGGCCUGAGCGUUCAGUGGUGGUCUCCCCGCUGGACCCCAACCACAAGUACAGAUUCACUCUGUACGGGAUUGCCAAUAAGAAGCGGUACGGGCCCCUCACCGCUGACGGCACUACCGCCCCAGCAAAGAAAGAGGGAUUGUCGGAACAGCCCCUCCUGGGGGAGCUGACGGUGACUGGCACCACCCCAGACUCCCUGCGUCUGUCGUGGACCGUGGCCCAGGGUCCCUUUGACUCCUUCGCCAUCCAGUACAAGGACGCACAGGGGCAGCCCCAGACGGUGCCCGUUGCGGGGGAUGAGAACGAGGCCACUGUCCCUGGCCUGGAGUCCAACAGGAAGUAUAAGAUGAACCUCUACGGGCUUCGUGGCAGGCAGCGCGUGGGGCCCGCGUCUGUAGUGGCCAAAACGGCUCCAGAGCACAUGGUGGACCAGCACCCGAGCCCCCCAGAGCCCAGCACCGAGGCCCCACAGUCCCUCGAGAAGCCACACCUAGGAGAGCUGACUGUGACAGGCGCCACCCCUGACUCCCUGAGCCUCUCCUGGACAGUCCCCGAGGGACGGUUUGACCAGUUCGUGAUCCAGUACAAGAACGGGGAUGGGCAGCCCAAGGUGGUGCGGGUGCCAGGACACGAGGACCAGGUCACCAUCCCCGGCCUGGAGCCAGACCACAAGUACAAGAUGAACCUGUACGGCAUCCACAGCGGCCAGCGUGUGGGCCCCGUGUCUGCUGUCGGGGUGACGGAAUCACAACCAGGAGGAGAGACCCCGGCCAUCGAGCCCCCGCUUGAGCCACGCCUGGAGGAGCUGACCGUGACCGGUGUAACCCCCAAUUCUGUGAGCCUCUCCUGGACGGUCCCUGAGGGGCAGUUCGAUUCCUUCAUGGUCCAGUACAAGGACAGGGAUGGGCAGCCCCAGGAGGUGCCCGUGGCCUCAGACCAGCGCAAGGUCACCAUCCUCGACUUGGAUCCUGCAAGAAAAUACAAGAUGAACUUCUAUGGUCUGCAUGGCAGAAGGCGUGUGGGCCCCCUCUCUGUGUUGGCAGUGACAGACCCCCUCCUGCCAGCCACUGAGGCCUCCAAGCUGGAGCCACACCUGGGGGAGCUGACCGUGACGGACGUGACCCCCGACUCCGUGGGCCUCUCCUGGACUGUCCCUGAGGGCGAGUUCGACUCCUUCCUGGUCCAGUACAAGGACAGAGAUGGCCAGCCCCAAGUGGUGCCUGUGUCAGCAAACCAGCGAGAGGUCACCAUCCCAGGCCUGGAGCCCUCCCGCAAGUACAAGUUCCUGCUCUUCGGGGUCCGAGAUGGGCGACGACGCGGUCAGGUCUCUGUGGAAACAAAGACAGCCGCCCGAGAUGACACCGGCCCAGGGGUCCUUGCCCGCCUUGGGGAGCUACAGGUGACGGAUCCUACGACAGAUUCCCUGCGCCUGUCCUGGACGGUCCCCGAAGGCCACUUUGACUCUUUUAUGGUCCAGUUCAAGGACAAGGGUGGGCCCCGGCUGGUGCCGGUAGAUGGUGGAGAGCGCACGGCCACCGUCACGGCCCUGGACGCGGGCCGCAAGUACUGGUUCCUCCUCUACGGGCUUCAGGGAAAGAAGCGCUUUGGCCCCCUCACCGCAGAGGGCACCACAGAGCCCAGGAGCACCGUGGACCACACUGGAGUAAAGUCCCCGCCAAAACCCCGCCUGGGGGAGGAGCUGCGGGUGACUGGUGUGACGCGGGACUCUGUGGACCUCUCCUGGACAGUCUCCGAGGGCCAGUUUGAUUCCUUUGUCGUCCAAUACAAAGACAGGGACGGGCAGUCCCAGGUGGUGCCUCUGGGGGGCGACCACAGAGAGGUCAGGGUCUCUGGCCUGGACCCGGGUCACAGGUACAAGCUGCUGCUCUAUGGCCUCCGAGAAAGCAAGCGUGUGGGGUCCAUUUCUGUCAUCGCUGUGACUGGCCCCAAAGAAACAACAGAAGCCUGGACAGAGGUCCCCACAACUUCAACGCCCUCAGCUGUGCCCCGCCUCAGGGGGCUGAGGGUGGAGGAGGCCACGCCUCACAGCCUGCAUCUCUCCUGGGUGGUGACUGAGGGAGAAUUCAACUCCUUCGAGAUCCAGUACAGUGACAGAGACGGGCGACCCAAAGUGGUCAGGACAGGGGGUGACCAGAGUGAUAUCACUCUUACCGGCCUGGAAUCUGACCACAGAUACCUGGUAACCCUGUACGGGUUCCAUGAUGGGCACCGCGUGGGCUCUGCUCAAAUCGAGGCCCUGACAGUGCCGUGGGAGGAGGAGCCCACAGAGCCACCCAUCAUGACUCCGGAGCCCAAGCCACACCUGGGCGAGCUGACUGUGACAGACGCCACCCCUGACUCCCUGAGCCUCUCCUGGACAGUCCCUGAGGGACGGUUUGACCAGUUUGUGAUCCAGUACAAGAACGGGGACGGGCAGCCCAAGGUGGUGCGGGUGCCAGGACACGAGGACCAGGUCACCAUCCCCGGCCUGGAGCCAGACCACAAGUACAAGAUGAACCUGUACGGCAUUCACGGCGGCCAGCGUGUGGGCCCCGUGUCUGCUGUCGGGGUGACGGCUGCAGAGGAAGAGACCCCCGGCCCCACAGAGCCCAGCACAGAGGCCCCGGAGCCCCGCGAGGAGCCGCUCCUGGGGGAGCUGACUGUGACGGGAGCCUCCCCAGACUCCCUGAGCCUGUCCUGGACCGUGCCCCGGGGAGACUUUGACUCCUUCACUGUGCAGUACAAGGACGGCGAGGGGCGGCCCCAGGUGGUGCGUGUCGGGGGCCAGGAGAGGGAGGUCACCGUGAGAGACCUGGAGCCUGGGCGCAAAUACAAGAUGAACCUGUAUGGACUCCGUGAGGGUCAGCGCGUGGGCCCCGUGUCCACCGUGGGCGUGACCGACCCGGAGGUAGAGCCUACUGAUGCCCCUUCCCCGAAGCCACACCUAGGAGAGCUGACUGUGACAGAUGCCACCCCUGACUCCCUGAGCCUCUCCUGGACAGUCCCCGAGGGACGGUUUGACCAGUUCGUGAUCCAGUACAAGAACGGGGACGGGCAGCCCAAGGUGGUGCGGGUGCCAGGACACGAGGACCAGGUCACCAUCCCCGGCCUGGAGCCAGACCACAAGUACAAGAUGAACCUGUACGGCAUCCACGGCGGCCAGCGUGUGGGCCCCGUGUCUGCUGUCGGGGUGACGGCUGCAGAGGAAGAGACCCCCGGCCCCACAGAGCCCAGCACAGAGGCCCCGGAGCCCCGCGAGGAGCCGCUCCUGGGGGAGCUGACUGUGACGGGAGCCUCCCCAGACUCCCUGAGCCUGUCCUGGACCGUGCCCCGGGGAGACUUUGACUCCUUCACUGUGCAGUACAAGGACGGCGAGGGGCGGCCCCAGGUGGUGCGCGUCGGGGGCCAGGAGAGGGAGGUCACCGUGAGAGACCUGGAGCCUGGGCGCAAAUACAAGAUGAACCUGUAUGGACUCCGUGAGGGUCAGCGCAUGGGCCCCGUGUCCACCGUGGGCGUGACCGAUCCAGCAGAGGAAGCCAUGACCACACAAGUGGUGCCUAUCGUGACCACUGGACCUCCUCCAGAGAGGCCGCACCUGGGCGAGCUGACUGUGACAGCCGCCACCUCUGACUCCCUGAGCCUCUCCUGGACAGUCCCCGAGGGACGGUUUGACCAGUUCGUGAUCCAGUACAAGAACGGGGACGGGCAGCCCAAGGUGGUGCGGGUGCCAGGACACGAGGACCAGGUCACCAUCCCCGGCCUGGAGCCGGACCACAAGUACAAGAUGAACCUGUACGGCAUCCACAGCGGCCAGCGUGUGGGCCCCGUGUCUGCUGUCGGGGUGACGGCUGCAGAGGAAGAGACCCCCGGCCCCACAGAGCCCAGCACAGAGGCCCCGGAGCCCCGCGAGGAGCCGCUCCUGGGGGAGCUGACUGUGACGGGAGCCUCCCCAGACUCCCUGAGCCUGUCCUGGACCGUGCCCCGGGGAGACUUUGACUCCUUCACUGUGCAGUACAAGGACGGCGAGGGGCGGCCCCAGGUGGUGCGCGUCGGGGGCCAGGAGAGGGAGGUCACCGUGAGAGACCUGGAGCCUGGGCGCAAAUACAAGAUGAACCUGUAUGGACUCCAUGAGGGUCAACGUGUGGGCCCCGUGUCCACCGUGGGUGUGACUGAUCCAGAGGAGGAAGAAACCACGACCACGCAGACGGUGCCCACCGCAACUCCUACGAAACCCAUCCUGGGCGAGCUGACUGUGACAGACGCCACCCCUGACUCCCUGAGCCUCUCCUGGACAGUCCCCGAGGGACGGUUUGACCAGUUCGUGAUCCAGUACAAGAACGGGGACGGGCAGCCCAAGGUGGUGCGGGUGCCAGGACACGAGGACCAGGUCACCAUCCCCGGCCUGGAGCCAGACCACAAGUACAAGAUGAACCUGUACGGCAUUCACGGCGGCCAGCGUGUGGGCCCCGUGUCUGCUGUCGGGGUGACGGCUGCAGAGGAAGAGACCCCCGGCCCCACAGAGCCCAGCACAGAGGCCCCGGAGCCCCGCGAGGAGCCGCUCCUGGGGGAGCUGACUGUGACGGGAGCCUCCCCAGACUCCCUGAGCCUGUCCUGGACCGUGCCCCGGGGAGACUUUGACUCCUUCACUGUGCAGUACAAGGACGGCGAGGGGCGGCCCCAGGUGGUGCGUGUCGGGGGCCAGGAGAGGGAGGUCACCGUGAGAGACCUGGAGCCUGGGCGCAAAUACAAGAUGAACCUGUAUGGACUCCGUGAGGGUCAGCGCGUGGGCCCCGUGUCCGCCGUGGGCGUGACCGCCCCCCUGCCUACAGAGCUCCCCACAGAGCCCCGCCUGGGGGAGCUGGCUGUGGGAGAAGUGACGUCCAGUACUGUGCACCUGUCCUGGACCGUGGCCCAGGGCCCCUUUGACUCCUUCCUGGUCCAGUACAAGGAUGCGCAGGGCCAGCCUCAGACGGUGCCUGUGAGCAGAGACCUGGCUGAGGUCACCAUCUCAGGUUUGGACCCGGCCCACAAGUACAAGUUUCUGCUCUUUGGACUCCAGGGCGGGAAGCGCCACGGCCCUGUCUCCGUGGAUGCAAAGACCGACACAAAGCGCCUUCCUAGUCUUGGGGAGCUGACCAUGACGGACGUGACCCAGAACUCUGUGGGUCUCUCCUGGACUGUCCCUGAGGGCGAGUUCGACUCCUUCCUGGUCCAGUACAAGGACAGGGCGGGGCAGCUCCAGGUGGUGCCUGUGCCAGCAGACCAGCGUGAGGUCACCGUCCCCGGCCUGGAGCCCAAUAGAAAAUACAAGUUUCUGCUCUACGGCCUGGCAGGCCGCAAACGACUGGGCCCCGCCUCUGCGGAGGGCGCCACAGCACCCCUGGAGAAGACACCACAGCCCCGCCUUGGUGAACUGUCGGUGACAGGAGAGACCCCUGACUCUCUGCGCCUCUCGUGGACGGUGGCACAGGGCGCCUUUGACUCCUUCCUGGUCCAGUACAAGGACAGGGACGGGCAGCCCCAGACGGUGGCCGUGGCUGCAGGCCAGAAUGAGGUCACCGUAGAGGGUCUGCAGCCUCGCAGGAAGUACAAGUUUCUGCUCUACGGACUUGCUGGAGGGAAGCGCCUGGGGCCCAUCUCUGCCCUGGGAGUGACAGCCCCGGGAGAGGACGACGUGCCGUCGACCCCAAGUCCCACUGAGCCCCCUGAAGCCCUGCCCCGCCUGGGGACGCUGACGGUGACCGAGGCGACCCCGGACUCCUUGCGCCUCUCCUGGGGUGUGGCCCGUGGGCCCUUUGACUCCUUUGUGGUCCAGUACGAGGACGCGGAGGGCCAACCCCAGGCUCUGCUUGUGGACGGAGACCAGGACAAGGUCCUCGUCUCAGGGCUGGAGCCCAGCACGUCCUACACGUUCUCCCUCUAUGGCCUCCGCGAAGGGACGCGGCAUGGGCCCGUCUCUGCAGAGGGCACCACAGGUCCGGUUCCUGCCGGCCAGACCCCAGGGGACCCGGGCCCCCGCCUGUCCCAGCUGUCGGUGACAGAUGUGACCACUAGCUCUCUGCGGCUGAGCUGGGAGGCCCCGCUUGGGGCCUUUGACACCUUCCUGAUCCGCUUUGGAGUCCCCUCGCCAAGCACCCUGGAGCCCUACCCUCGUCCUCCGGCCCAGCGAGAGCUGACGGUGCCGGGGACACAGCGCUCGGCUGUGCUUCGGGACCUGCAUCCUGGGACCCUGUACGGCCUGACUCUGUACGGGCUGCGUGGGCCCCACAAGGCAGACAGCAUCCAGGGCACCGCCCGCACCCUCAGCCCAGUUCUGGAGAGCCCCCGUGACCUGCAAUUCAGUGAAAUUGGGGAAACGUCAGCCAGAGUCGACUGGGUGCCACCGCCAUCCAGGGUGGACAGCUUCAAAAUUUCCUACCAGCUAGCAGAUGGAGGAGAGCCACAGAGCAUUCUAGUGGACGGCCGGACCCAGACCCAGACCCUCCAGGGGCUGACCCCAGACGCUCGCUACGAGGUGACCGUGGUCUCCGUCCGUGGCUUUGAGGAGAGUGAGCCUCUCACAGGCUUCCUGACUACGGUUCCCGACGGCCCCACCCAGCUGCGUGCGCUGAACUUGACGGAUGGGUCCGCCCUCCUGCACUGGAAGCCCCCCCACAAGCCCGUGGACCAGUACAACGUCCAGGUCGCGUCGCCUGGGGCCCCACCCCUGCAGGCCUCAGCACCGGGCAGCGCUGUGGACUACCCGCUGACGGACCUGGCGGUGGACACCAACUACACAGCCACCGUGCGCGGUCUCCGGGGUCCUAACUUCACCUCCCCAGCCAGCAUUACCUUCACCACAGGGCUGAAAGCCCCCCAGGACUUAGAGGCCAAGGAAGUGACCCCUCGCACGGCGCUGCUCACUUGGACCGAGCCCGAAGUCCCACCCACAGGCUACCUGCUCAGCUAUGACACCCCCGGAGGACAGAUCCAGGAAAUCCUGCUCCCGGCGGGGACCACCUCACACCGGCUCCUCCGGCUCUUCCCCUCCACCUUCUACAGUGCCCAGCUCCGGGCCGUUUGGGGCGAGAGCCUCACGCCGCCCGUGUCCACUUCCUUUACUACUGGUGGGCUGCGGAUCCCCUUCCCCCGGGACUGUGGGGAGGAGAUGCAGAACGGGCCCAGCGCCUCGAGGGCCACCACCGUCUUCCUCAACGGCAACCGAGAGCGGCCUUUGGAUGUGUUUUGUGACAUGGAGACUGAUGGAGGCGGCUGGCUGGUGUUCCAGCGCCGCAUGGACGGACGGACGGACUUCUGGAGAGACUGGGAGGAGUACGCCCAGGGGUUUGGGAACGUCUCCAGGGAGUUCUGGCUGGGCAACGAGGUCCUACACAGUCUGACACAGGCUGGAGACUACUCGAUGCGCGUGGACCUGCGGGCUGGAAGUGAAGCUGUGUUUGCCCAGUAUGACUUUUUCCGGGUAGACUCAGCAGCGGAGAACUACCGUCUACACCUGGAGGGCUACCACGGCACCGCAGGCGACUCUAUGAGCUACCACAGCGGCAGCGUCUUUUCCACCCGUGAUCGGGACCCCAACAACUUGCUCAUCCCCUGCGCUGUCUCCUAUCGUGGGGCUUGGUGGUACCGGAACUGCCACUAUGCCAACCUCAACGGGCUCUAUGGCAGCACGGUGGACCACCAGGGAGUGAGCUGGUACCACUGGAAGGGCUUCGAGUUCUCGGUGCCCUUCACGGAAAUGAAGCUGAGACCCAGAAACUUCCAGGCCCCCACCGGGGGCAGCUGAGCCCCGCCUGCCGCCCAAUUCGCUCACACUUGCCGAGCACUGAGGGGUCGAGCCCGGAGAAGAGCCAGUGUGCCUCUACUGCCUGGCUCGCCGAGGAAGCCUUCUCUACCGCGACCUCACAGCACCAUGUUUACAGGGGGGGGAGGGAGGGGAGGGGUUC
Molecule: messenger RNA, 11371 nt
Organism: Mesocricetus auratus (golden hamster)
Lineage: Eukaryota; Metazoa; Chordata; Mammalia; Rodentia; Cricetidae
Gene: Tnxb
Product: tenascin XB
Molecular function (GO): protein binding
Source: RefSeq, a predicted model, not a curated record